UGGAGACUAAUAAGCAUUGGGUCCAGCAAGGUUGGGAAACCAAACCAAACAUGAAGCCCAGGACCCUUCAGGAGGGGCUAAAGUGAUUUCAGACGCCAUGGAGGUGGUGCUGAUCUUUUUAUGUAGCCUGCUGGCCCCCGUGGCCCUGGCCAGUGCAGCUGAGAAGGAGAAGGAAAUGGACCCAUUUCAUUAUGACUACCAGACCCUGAGGAUUGGGGGACUGGUGUUCGCCGUGGUCCUCUUCUCUGUUGGGAUUCUCCUCAUCCUCAGUCGCAGGUGCAAGUGCAAUUUCAAUCAGAAGCCCAGGGCUCCAGGAGAUGAGGAAGCCCAGGUGGAGAACCUCAUCACUGCAAAUGCAACAGAGCCCCAGAAAGCAGAGAACUGAAGUGCAGCGCUCAGGUGGGAAGCCUCCAGACCUGAAGGCAGCUGCUUGAACCUUUAGAUGCAAAUAUUGAUGCUUAAGAAAACCGGCCACUUCAGCAACAGAUCUUUCCCCAGGAGAAGCCAAGAACUUGUGUGUCCCCUUCCACGUCCCACACCCCUGAUCCCUCUAACACCACUCCUCAACCCAAUGAUGCAACUAACACUCCCCACUGCAGCCUGCACGGUCUCGUCCAACUCCUGUGAUGUGUCUUUGUGUGUGUGUGUGUGUGUGUGUGCGCGCGCGUGUGCUGGCUGUGGUCUUUGUGGCUAUCGUUUGUGGAUGAUAUUGUGUUAGUGAACUGUGGACUCACUUUCCUAGGCAGGAGCUGAGCCUUGUCGCCAUCGGCUCCCCUCCCCUACUUCCCGUGGACCCCAGUUACCUCCCACUUCCAGGAAUCUGCUUCUUCCCUGCGAGACUAGCCCCUUCCCUCCACUUAGGAUUGAGUGUAGGUGGGAGCACAGACAGGAGUCUCCAGGCAUCUUGGGACCUGGGAAGGUUUGCGUCACCUCCGUUGUCACCUCCAUGGACUCCGUCCAUUCCUUUUCAAGCACCUUGCUGCCAUAGUUCACUCGACCCAAGUCUGUCCUGAGGCCUCUUAGCCAUUGUGGGUACAUAGCACGGAGCUGGUGGACCCAGCGUUGCCUUCAGGCAGGCUGUGCCCUUCUGUGGUCAUUUUCCUCCCGGGGGCUUCCACAGGAGUACUUCCUGCCCUGGCCCUUCACAGAGCGCCCAGGGAUUCCAGCCCAGGGCUCCUACUCUGGCCCUGGGGAAUGUGCUUCUGCCAUAUCUUUUCAGCAAUAACCCCGUGGGCUCCAGGACCCUGCCCGCUCCAACCUCCCCUGCUUCUGAGACUUCAACCUACAGCCCAGCUAGUCUGGACACAGACUCCUGUCCCUGGAGUUGGGUUUCUGGCAGGUGAUGGCUGAAGGCUUCUCAUUCUGUUAGGGCCAGCGUGCUGGGCUGGGCAGAGGGACAGUAGGGGGCUUUUGCUUCCCUGCCCAGUCCCCUUGGUCAGGCAGCAGAGACAACUCCUGUACCUUUGCCUGUCAGUGGUCAGAGCAGUGAGUGAGGCAGGUUAGAGACCCAGCCGGGUGACGUACAGUCCCACUGCAGAGGGAACAGCAAGAGGUCAUAGGUCAUAAAAAGAGUGGGACCUCACACCAGAUCCCGCCCCUCCUGUCCUCCGUGUUCCCAUGGAAACCAACCAAACCGUGCCGCUGUGACCAGACUGCUGUUUCUCUGUAUUGUGAUCUAUCCUCUCAACAACAGAAAAAGAAAAAAAAAGGAAUAAAAUACCAUUUGUUUCCUAGUG
Molecule: messenger RNA, 1736 nt
Organism: Carlito syrichta (Philippine tarsier)
Lineage: Eukaryota; Metazoa; Chordata; Mammalia; Primates; Tarsiidae
Gene: FXYD6
Product: FXYD domain containing ion transport regulator 6
Exons: 8
Coding region: 98-385 (95 amino acids)
Biological process (GO): regulation of sodium ion transmembrane transporter activity
Cellular component (GO): membrane
Molecular function (GO): sodium channel regulator activity
Source: RefSeq, a predicted model, not a curated record